Molecule: messenger RNA, 7343 nt
Organism: Silurus meridionalis
Lineage: Eukaryota; Metazoa; Chordata; Actinopteri; Siluriformes; Siluridae
Gene: rc3h1a
Product: ring finger and CCCH-type domains 1a
Molecular function (GO): metal ion binding
Source: RefSeq, a predicted model, not a curated record
GCUCCUUGUCUGUAGUCCAGCGCGCGCGCGCGCACGUCCAACCCCGUCGCGAUGGUGACCGAGCAGAAAUCGCUUCAUUUCCCUGUAGACCGCUGAACAAACGGCACGGCUUCACACACACACAUUUUGUUAUGUAUUCAGCACUGUGUGCUCUGUGUUCACGAUGCCUGAAGAAAUUUAAAACCACCGUUCAGAAGAGUCUUUUUGAUUCCUGUGGAAUCUAUAUGACAUUUGGCCCUUCUAUUCGUUUUUAACAAAAACGUCCCCGCGUCUGCGAGCGCGUGGAUACCUCGCUUACUGGAGACGCCCCUUUUCCUUCGACGAUGCCCGUACAAGCGCCGCAAUGGACCGAGUUUCUGUUGUGUCCUAUCUGCACACAGACGUUCGAGGAGAAUGUGCGCAAGCCCAUCAGCCUGGGCUGCGGACACACCGUCUGCAAGAUGUGCCUGAACAAGCUGCACCGCAAAGCCUGCCCUUUCGACCAGACCACCAUCAGCGCAGACAUCGAGUUGCUCCCCGUCAACACGGCGCUGCUGCAGCUCGUCUGCCCUCAGGUACCCAAGUCUCAACCAGUCACCUUAGUGAAAGGAGCAGAGGACAUCAAGCAUUACGAUGAAGCACGAACGUGUGUGGAGGAUCUUGCUCUCUACCUCAAACCCCUCAGCAACACCCGAGGUGCAGGGCUUGGCACUGCGAGUCAGAGUGUCCUCAGCAGACCAAUGCAGAGGAAGCUGGUGACCCUGGUGCACUGCCAACUGGUGGAAGAGGAGGGUCGUAUUCGCGCCAUGCGUGCCGCCCGCUCUCUAGGGGAGCGUACAGUUACUGAGCUCAUCCUGCAACACCAAAACCCCCAGCAGCUCUCUUCCAACCUGUGGGCUGCUGUGCGAGCACGGGGAUGCCAGUUCCUCGGCCCUGCCAUGCAGGAGGAGGCUCUGAAGUUAGUGCUGCUGGCUUUGGAGGAUGGCUCGCCUCUGUCCCGCAAGGUUCUGGUUUUGUUUGUUGUCCAGAGGCUUGAGCCACGAUUUCCUCAGGCCUCUAAAACCAGUAUCGGCCAUGUCGUCCAGCUGCUGUACAGAGCCUCGUGUUUUAAGGUGACAAAGCGAGACGAGGACUCGUCCCUGAUGCAGCUAAAGGAAGAGUUCAGGACUUAUGAGGCUCUGCGAAGAGAGCACGACUCCCAGAUCGUCCAGAUAGCCAUGGAGGGAGGCCUGCGCAUCGCUCCUGACCAGUGGUCCUCUCUACUCUAUGGGGAUCAGUCCCACAAGUCCCACAUGCAGUCCAUUAUUGAUAAGUUGCAGACUCCAGCCUCUUUUGCUCAGAGUGUACAGGAGCUCACUAUUGCCCUGCAGAGAACAGGAGACCCGGCUAACCUCAAUCGCCUCAGACCCCAUUUAGAACUGCUGGCCGACAUUGACCCGAGCCCAGAUGCCCCUGCCCCUACAUGGGAGCAGCUGGACAAAGGGCUGGUGGCUGUAAAAACAGUGGUGCAUGGUCUUGUGGACUUUAUCCAGAACCACAGCAAGAAGGCAGGAGAUCCACAACAGGCUCCUCAGCACAGCAAGUACAAGACUUACAUGUGUAGAGACAUGAAGCAGAAGGGAGGGUGCCCCAGAGGAGCCAGCUGCACUUUUGCCCACUCACAGGAGGAACUGGAAAAGUUCCGAAAAAUGAACAAGCGGCUGCCUUUGAGGAAGCCCCUCAGCCAGUCGCUGACCCAGCUCAAUGACAUGGACGUAGCUUGCAGCCAAGGCCUACUGUCGGAUGAGGGAUUAGGCGUGGAGGGUCUUGCUCACAAACCGUCCAUGGUUUCCAAUGGCAUUCUCCCAGUGCCACCUGGAUCAGAGCUCUCGCAUUUGGUCUCCCGUGGAUCAGCUGCAGCCUACGACACGGCACGCAAGCUGGGAAAACCAGACACGGGGAGCCUCAGCGCUCCGGAAUCACCACCAGACUCACUGGACUCCAUUCCUAAAGUGAUGUCCUCAGUGACUCACUCUAGAAUGCAGAGAGAGAAUCUGGCUGGACGUGCAAUGUCUGCUGUCUCCAGAGUUCCCCAGAUGCCACUGUAUUCUCCACAUCCACACGAGGCUUAUUACUCAGAGUCCCGAGUACCACCUCCUGCUUCCCAGUUCGAGUCCUCUCAGUAUCCUACUGGCAGCUCCUACGCUUAUCAGCACUUGCAGCAUCGCUAUACUCGCCCAGUUGACCCCAGCCUGGCACCCUACCCAGACCCCUAUUCUGUGCCCUAUGCCCAAGAACGCCAAUAUCCCGCUCCUCCAUCUGACCCUCGCUACAGCUACCACGACAGCCGCCGCCAUGCACCUUACGGAGGUCACCCCCCACUUUCAUCAUAUGCUCGAGAUGAGCUGGGACACAGGAGUCCUGUCCCUAUGGACAUGCCCCCACCACCACAGGCUCCAACAGCAGGAGCAUCGUCGUCCUACCUUCCAGAACCGCGGGACAGAUACGGCCCUGAUCACUCUGGCCACAGUAGGCCUUAUAGCAGCAGGAAUGCCUACGCCAGACCUCAGCCCAGCCUGGACUACCUGCACCGUCGGAGGAAGGAAAUCAUGGCCCAGCUGGAGGAACGAAAAGUUGUCUCUCCUCCUCCCUUUGGAUCCUCUACAAACCUGUCUCAUUCUUAUGACUCCGGUUAUACACAAGAGGUCAGGGGGCAAAACCAUUAUAUGGGCGAAAAUCCUCCAGUGUUCCAGAACGCCAGAGAACCGGAAUACGCGCCUUCGUAUUCACCAUGGUCAUGCGACACGUUUGUUCCCUACAUCGGCACCAAGGAUAUGAAGUCCAAAGAUUGCGAGGCCACGGGCUACAUGGAGAUGACUAUAGAAAAAAGCCUGAGAGAUCCAGCUCUGGAGCUACAGCGUCGAGCAGCAGAGGUCAAAGAUGAUGACCCGAUAAUCCCUUUCGGCUCCUUGCCCACCGUCUCUCGCUUCGGAGCUAUAUCCCGCACAUCCAAAUCAGGAUAUCAGCCUGCUGGCCUUGUUCCAGGCCCCCCAGCCAAACACUCUGCAAACACAGUCGAUUACAGUUACGGGAAUCGCGGAGGAUGGAGUGAAGCCUCUUACACCCAGCACCAAACCAUGCCAUCUCAGGGACACUUCAGCGAGCGUCUGCCUGCUGCCCAGGAGAGGGAACAGCUGAAAAUGGAGCUCCAGCAGGUCAACCAACAGAUUACCCAGCAGACUCGCUGUAUGGAGAGGGAACCAGGUUCCGCAGGUGUUCCAGUGGAGUGGUCAACAGCUAGUGUUUCCAGCGAGCAACUGAGCUUAGAGUUGCACCAGGUGGAGAGAGAGAUUGGCAUGAGGACGCGCGAGAUGGCCAUGGAGGCAGCCGGCAUGAAGUACAAGCUGAUCGCAGGAAGAGAAAACGGACAAAAUGAGCACAAUUUACAGCAAGAGGAUCACCAUCUAGCUCUCAGUGAGGGGUCAAACGGUUCCAGUUCUGUGGUGCAGGACUGUGGUUUGGGAAGCUCCAGCAUGUCCUCCCUGACCAGCAAGACCUCCUCACUCAGCCUGUCGUCUGAUCUGGUGGGCAGCAGCCCGGAUCUGACCAAGAACGGAGUGGCUCACGCGUGCUCAUAGUUUGUCUUAUGCUAGAUGCUACCUUUUAUGAGCUUUAUCACGCUCCCUCUAUCUCUCUCUCUUUCUCUCUCUCUCUCUCCCCUCACAUUACACUCUAGAAUGUUCUCCAAGCUCACCACCAAAUCACAGAGGCUGCAAUACACCACCAAUCACUUAACUAUUGAACAUAUUCCACUCAUAUUGGGUCACUUAUUCUUUUUCUUUACCACCGCAGUAUUGGGAUGUUGAACAUUCCAUAUCUUCAGUGCAUUCAGCUGCAUUCAUGACCGCUAAACAAUCGAAUGAUCUUCAAAGUAGUACUUGCCUCGCAACAUCUACAGGAUAUUACAGAAAAUAGGAAUAAGCAGUAUCUGCCAUAUAUUUUGGGUUCCUUGGUUGACGUGUUUUUUUUUUUUUUGUUUUUUUGGUUCCGUAAAGGAAUUUUUAUUUUCUUAAAGUGUAAUACUUUCACUGCCUUAAAAAAAACCAGAGCAUUCAAGAAGCAUUUUAUGAAUGUGUUUACUCGCUAUUCGAAACAGUAAUGUUAAUUUCAAUAAGGAAAAGUAAUACUCGCACGUAAUAGACUCCGACUACGUUCUUAGUAGUUACAAUAUCGUUCACGAUGCUGACUUUUUAAGUUCGAAGUUUACAUUCUGCACAUUUCUCUCAUGAAUCUCCUUACAGACUCCCUAUUGUGCUGCAUAUCCUAGAUAUAUCGGAACCUGGCAGAGUUGAUGAACAUUUGCUGUUUUAUACAAAAAAAAAAAAACCUUCAGCACUUCUUUCAGUAUCCCCCCCAGAAUUAUGUCAGAGUGAUCAAUGUUCGGGUGUCGUGAGUUCGCCGGGUAUCUUCUCGCUGAAAAUAUCACUCAGGCUUCGCCCACACGUAUACAUUUUUUAUAAAACGUUUUGUGCCACAUGAAAAAACAAACGCUGUUCAGAAUGGAGAAUUGUUCAAAUUUCAUUCUCUCUUUUUUGCACGUUAUGAAUGUUUCAGGUCUGGUUCUAAACAUGUCUGCCGUCCAGACAUUUCAGCUCCGGUUUCUUAUUCGAGGACGUUUUAUUACAAGGGCGAGAUUCAUUUUAAAUAUCGCGCAAAGGAGGGAGAACACGAUUCGCUGUUUGAAUCCCUCGCUCCAGGGAUACAGCCCCGGACUGUGAACGCAGCAGUAGUUCCACUCCGGCGGUCCUUGUGCGUGAAUCCUCGCGUGUGUCAAGUUGUAUUUGUUAAGAACUUUGUGCCAUGGUGGUAUUCCCCCCCACACAUUGUCUUCUUUACCACUCGGUACAGUUUUUGUUGUUGUUCCCAACGUACACGCGUUCACGCCAUCACUGUUCCAGUGUCCAUGUGAGUAUUUAAGGAGAAAAUGUGGUCGUAAAAUUUUUCUUCAGAAAUAUUCGUAUACGUGUGAACGGAGCCUCAGUCUUGUCCCCUUGAUUCCUGCCAAUCAGAUCCCAGUCCCGGAUUCUUGUCUCAUUUCACACUUCCACUCCACGCUAGCUUGGUUUGAAAUUUGUGACAUCAAGAGCAUCACUCUGACCUCGAAUCUGUUCAUUCCUGGAGCGAAAAUGGCCAAAUUCUUACUGUUAUAUUUGGCUAUAAAUAUACAUUUCUUUUAAUUUCCCAGAAGCUGAGCUUCCAAAAAAUGUGCUUUUCCUCAGAGGUGGUCAGAAACAGCUAAAGCAUGUGGACUGAGCCAGAAAGCCACUUAUCACUUGUAGCCAAUUGCACUUUUUUUUAUUAUUAAUACUUUUUUCUUUUUUUUUUUUUUUUUUUUUUUUUUUUUAAGAUCACGUGCUAACAUACCUCUCAGCUUUAAUGUAUUUUUAACCAGGGAUAUUUACACGUUUCAUCCUGAGGAUGGAAAACAAGCCUAAGAGACAAACUGAAAGGAGACAUUCUGUUUUAUGAAUGUUUUUAUAUAUAUAUGUAUAUGAUUCAGGGAAAACUUUGAUCUGCAUACAGAUCUUCAGAACUAGAAAAGUCAUUUAAAAAAAGACUAAAGCCUUACAGUCAGGGUGCUGCUGUGGUGUGUGUUAAAGUGUUUUCUUUUGGGUUUUUAUUCGUGCACACACACACACUGGCUCAUUUAGGACGUUUAUGUUCUAGACAAAUUAGAAAUAAGAUGCUGUUCUGAUCACCUCUGACUGGACCUCAAGCAAUGUCAUUUAUUCAAACCAAUUUUUUUUUGUGUUGUUUUUAACUUCUGUGAAGUUGCUGUUGUCAUUGGCAUGUUAAUGAUUUCUCCAGGAGGCCACAGCGAGGGGUCCAGAGCCGGUGCACCUUGUACUGUCACUUUUCCUCUUUUUACUCCCCCCCCCCCCUUCCUUUUUCUUUUCAACGCGACGUCCUCCGGGGUCUGUGUGAGCCUAUAAAAGGAAAUCACUGCCUAAUGUGAAGCACAGCGUUCAUUCAUUGUAUGUUCUGAAAGUUCGUUCUGCCGAACAUCUUUAGAGAUUAAACAAUUAAUAGGAUAAAACGACCGGCAUUAUUUAACAUACAAACAGCUACGAGUGGGCUUUGGAGUAUUUUUGGCGUAUAAAAAAAAAAGUCAGAACAGCAUUAAUCGGCUUCAUGGGCUUGCAGUGUUCACAGUAAAAAAAAAAAAAAUGGCUAAAUCAAAAUAGGGGGUGAUAGGCGGCUCAGCGAUUUUCAUCGAGCGUGAUUAAAGCGGGAAAGUGAAAGAUUUCAGUAUAAAAUAAUCAGUAAUCGCUGUUCAGUGUUAAAAGUAGUGAUUCCUGCGGUAGUAAGAUCAUCGAUUUUACACCACGCGGUCGCCAACUCGAUUCUGUGAGGAAAUUGAAUGCGUUCAGGCUGAAGUAAGGGCGUGGGAAGAACGUGAACUACUGAAUCCUGAAACUGUUUGUAAACUUAACUCAGGAGUGGACAAAUCAGGAAGCGAGUCUGUGUUUAAGUGCGUUAAUGGAGACUGAGAAAAACUGGUCUCUUCUCUAAUGUGGCUCACUGUGAUAGUGAUUAUGGCUACUACAACAUUUUGUGAACAUUUUGGGUGUGGGAUCUAGCGUUAGAUUUUCCAGCUUCACCACCUGAUUGGCAUCUUUUGCUCAAGGGUCCUGCAGUGGCAGCUUAACAUCCGAGCUCCCACCUUCUGCAUGCACGCUGGCUGAAAAUUUCUUUGUGGAAGUUGAUCGGAAAUAUUUGAUUCAUCAACCAACAAAACGUCUAUGCAUAAAAAAAAAAAACUCAUCCAGUUUGGCUCGGAAAACUGAUUUGUCCCCUCCUGUCUUCAAUUAGUUUUUUUCCCAUCAAUCAGCAAUAAUGCAUUUUUCCCCAUGUGUGUAUAUGUAUGUGUAUGUGUGUAUGUAUGUGUAUAUAUGUAUGUAUAUAUAAUAUAUAAACACACACACACAUUAGUGUAUAUGUAGUAGGAUGUAAGCAUCACUGGAGUAUUGAGUUCUUGAGACUGUGGAUGUUCUGUAGCUUCAGUCCCAACACCACUUACUGUUCAUGUGCACAGGUUACUUAAUUACAACCACUUUCACUUUAUCAUUAUUAGAUAGAUGGAUUGAACAUCAUGUUCGUGUUUUUCUACACUGUCUUUAAAUGGCUGUUUCAACAGCCGCAGUUCUGCGCUGCAUCGUUUGACACACCUAUUCGGUGUCCGAUGUUCUCGAACCGUUGCCGGUAUCGCCAGAGUUCAUUCGGAAGCGAGACCCAGGCCAUGCUGUGCAGAACGCGGGGUAUUUACGCGAAACCGCUUUUACAUCACGUUGCAACGAAACCGUAGUGCCUUGCACUUUUUUUUU